Elgaria multicarinata webbii is the source of this 4140-nucleotide messenger RNA. It is a transcript of the gene GNE, whose product is annotated as glucosamine (UDP-N-acetyl)-2-epimerase/N-acetylmannosamine kinase. Gene Ontology annotation, molecular function: N-acylmannosamine kinase activity; UDP-N-acetylglucosamine 2-epimerase activity; hydrolase activity, hydrolyzing O-glycosyl compounds. Gene Ontology annotation, biological process: UDP-N-acetylglucosamine metabolic process. NCBI's taxonomy places the organism in Eukaryota, Metazoa, Chordata, Lepidosauria, Squamata, Anguidae. The transcript is spliced from 12 exons. The coding region runs from base 174 to 2507 and encodes 777 amino acids. The record is from RefSeq and is a predicted model, not a curated record.
UUUUUGGGGGGAGUGCACAACUGGGGCUGGUUGGUAAAACCAUGACACACACACACACUAUCUCUCUCCCUCUCUCCUCCUCACACACACACAGAAAGGAUUGCUGGAGGUGGGUUAACCUCACCCCCGUGGCAUGACCAGGAUCAGCAGGGGAGAAAAAUUUGGUAGCAGGAAUGGACAACCUGUGGCUAGCUGCAAGAAAGGCCUUCGAGGGCUGUGUGCAGGCUAUAGGUUGCCAACACCCUGCUCUAGAGAAAGUGUUCCACAUAAACAUUUGGAUUUCCCCAUUACAGGAACUAUAUUUCCAGAACCUUUCCAAACAGAAACAAAAGCAAGGAAUGGAGAAGAAUGGGAACAACCGGAAGCUUCGAGUUUGUGUUGCUACCUGCAACCGGGCUGAUUAUUCCAAAUUGGCCCCCAUCAUGUUUGGCCUUAAAGCAGAACCGGACUUCUUUGAGCUGGAUGUUGUAGUUCUGGGAACCCACCUGAUUGAUGACUAUGGUAACACUUACCGUAUGAUUGAGCAGGACGACUUUGACAUCCACACGAGGUUACACACAAUAGUAAGAGGAGAAGAUGAGGCGGCCAUGGUGGAGUCUGUAGGCCUUGCCUUGGUCAAACUACCAGAUGUCCUCAAUCGCUUGAAGCCCGAUGUAGUGAUAGUCCAUGGAGAUAGGUUUGAUGCUCUAGCACUGGCUACAUCUGCGGCCUUGAUGAACAUUCGGAUUCUUCACAUUGAAGGCGGAGAAGUCAGUGGGACCAUAGAUGAUUCUAUUAGGCAUGCCAUAACUAAGCUGGCUCAUUACCAUGUGUGCUGCACAAGGAGUGCAGAGCAGCAUUUGAUUUCUAUGUGUGAAGACCACGACCGCAUCCUCCUGGCGGGCUGCCCUUCAUACGAUAAGUUGCUGUUAGCCAAAAAUAAGGACUACAUGAGUGUUAUCCGCAUGUGGUUAGGUGAGGAUGUAAAACCAAAGGAAUAUAUAGUUGCUUUACAGCAUCCAGUGACCACAGACAUUAAACAUUCCGUAAAGAUGAUUGAAUUGACUAUAGAUGCCCUCAUGACUUUUAACAAGAAGACAUUGGUUUUAUUCCCAAAUAUUGAUGCAGGGAGCAAAGAAAUGGUUCGGGUAAUAAGGAAGAAAGGUGUUGAGCACCACCCAAAUUUCCGAGCAGUAAAACAUGUUCCAUUUGACCAGUUCAUUCACUUAGUGGCUCACGCCGGCUGCGUGAUUGGGAACAGCAGCUGUGGCGUGCGAGAAGUCGGGGCAUUUGGUACUCCUGUCAUUAAUCUUGGAACACGACAGAUAGGGAGAGAAACAGGUGAAAAUGUCCUUCAUGUUCGUGAUGCUGACACCCAGAACAAAAUACUGCAUGCUCUGCAUCUCCAGUUUGGGAAACAGUAUCCUUGUUCAAAAAUAUAUGGAGAUGGGAAUGCUGUUCCAAGAAUUUUGAAAUUCCUUAAGUCUAUUGAUGUCCAAGAGCCCAUUCAGAAGAAAUUCUGCUUCCCUCCUGUAAAAGAAAGCAUCUCCCAAGAUAUUGACCAUAUCCUAGAAACACAGUGCGCACUGGCAGUGGACCUGGGUGGAACAAACCUCCGAGUAGCAAUUGUUACAAUGAAGGGUGACAUAGUUAAGAAAUAUACUCAGCUCAACCCCAAAACCUAUGAGGACAGAAUAGAACUGAUCCUUAAGAUGUGUGUAGAGGCUGCCUCAGAAGCAGUAGAUCUGAAUUGCAGAAUUCUGGGUGUGGGCAUUUCUACAGGCGGACGGGUAAAUCCAAGAGAAGGUGUUGUUCUUCAUUCCACAAAACUUAUUCAGGAGUGGAGUUCUGUUGAUCUGCGGACUCCGAUAUCAGAUGCUCUACAUUUGCCAGUGUGGGUAGACAAUGAUGGCAACUGUGCAGCUCUGGCAGAGAGAAAAUUUGGGCAUGGAAAAGGAGUGGAAAACUUUAUAACCCUCAUCACUGGGACAGGUAUUGGCGGUGGAAUCGUUCAUCAAAAUGAAUUGAUCCAUGGAAGCUCUUUUUGUGCUGCUGAGCUUGGGCACAUUAUGGUAGCUAUAGAUGGACCUGAGUGCCUGUGUGGGAGCCAUGGAUGUAUAGAAGCAUAUGCUUCUGGAAUGGCCUUGCAGAGAGAAGCUAAGAAAUUGCAUGACGAGGAUUUAUUGUUAAUUGGCGGGAUGUCUGUAAUGAAAGAAGAGACAGUAACUGCUGCACAUCUCAUACAAGCAGCUAAACUGGGAAAUCCAAAAGCUGACAACAUUGUUAGAACAGCAGGUACAGCUCUGGGCCUUGGAGUUGUGAACAUCCUGCACACCAUUAAUCCCUCCCUUGUGAUACUUUCUGGCGUCUUGGCAAGCCAUUAUGUCAACAUUGUCAAAGAUGUGAUCCAUCAGCGGGCCUUGUUCUCCGUACAGGCAGUGGAUGUGGUUGUCUCAGACCUGGCAGAUCCUGCCUUGCUUGGAGCAGCUAGCAUGGUCCUGGAUUAUACCACACGCAGGAUAUACUAGACACGUGGCCAAAAAAGAGCAAGAAAUAGAAAUACAACAUUGCAGCUUAUAGUGGCUCUUUUGGAAAAGAUUUCUUACUGAUGUCAACUUUCUUUUUUAAUUAGGUAGCAGGUCCUUCAGUUUCCUCUUCCAAAAUACUUUUCCCCUUGUUUUUAUAAUGUGCAGUUUCAUUGUAUGCUGGAAGAUCACAAGAUACUAGAAAGGUGGCUCACAGUAGGACUCUCUCACAGACCGUUUUGAAACUCAACAAUUCAUGGGGAUGCGAGAUAUUAAUUUCCUUACUUCUUCCUGCUCAUGGAUAUUCCAUGUUAGCCAAAUGCGUAGCCUUUUCAAUAACCAGAAACUGUGACAGUCAUUAAUCAAGCCAAGAACCCUCACUUACAGAUGUACAUAUAACCGUUCCUGCCUCUGCAGAGGCUAAAAUGCACAGCUGUGAUCUCCGCUUGAAGAGAAGAGACUACAUACAACCAUCUAAUGCUAGAUUAUCCAGUGAUACGCUGUGCCCAUCCAUGUAUUUAUUUGUUAAAGUAAUAUUUAAAAGUCCUUGUUGGGAAGGAGAGUGCAAUGGUACACAGUGCACUUAGAGGCAUAGCUUCCGAGAGCUUACAUACUAGGAUGAAAGAAGUACUAGCUUUGUCUCAGUCACCUGUGGUGAUGGUGUGUGUGUGUGUUUUUAAAUGCAACCUAUCUGUAACAUAGUCUUAUCCCUCUCAUUUGUAGAGGAUCAUGCAGCCAAAUCUCACAAGUCAUUUGUGUUACAGGCUGCUUUUACUCAAUUGAUCCAAAUUGCUAGACAAUAGCUGGAGACCGGCAUCUUGGCUGACUUGGUAUAUAAGUUACUGCUUUGUGCUUGUCGCCUGAAUCAAUCCCACACUUAUAACUGGCCUUCGAAGAUGUUAAACCAUUUUAGCAGCCCAAGAGCCCAAACACCAAUCUGUUAAAUCCUCUUUUUACCGCGAGGAUCUGAGCAGAUAGUAUCAAAAGUCAGCCUAGCAAAAUUCUAUGAUACUUCAGUAUUAGUGUACCUGACCAUCAGAUUUGAAGAUCAGGAAACCAAAUUUCAAAUUUAAUGAAUCAGUCGCCUCACCUACAUUGCUACUAAGUGUACUUACUUGGAAAUAAGGAAUGCUUCUUUUAACAGCACUGUGGGUGUGCCAGUGUUUGAUUUAUGUUUGCAGCACACAUAAAUGGGAGACACGUGGCCUAAAAAUGCUCAAAGACAUUUAGCGGACGCUUGCAGGGGAACCAUGAUCAGCUGCGCUCCCUGGUGUGUUUAAGGAUGUAGUUUUCUCCUUCAGGUGUUGAGUACAGCAAAUACCAGCUCUAUGUCCCCUUGAAUUCAGAGGGACUUGCUUUUGAGCAAUCAUGUUUAGGAGUGUCAGGACACAAAUCUGAUUUCUUCACUCUAUUUUAAAGGCAUUUUAAAAAUGCAGCAUGAUAGAAUGUUAGUGACAUAAGUUGAACAGAGGUACUUGAGAACUCCCAUCCUAAAAGCUAUAAAAAUAGCUGCUUUAGUUUUUAGAGCACUAUAAUAUAAAAAACAAGUGUACUUGGCCAUCAGAUUUGAAGAUCAGUACACCAGAUUUGAAACUUUGAAUUUAAUGAAUCCAUUAAAUUUCAUAUUGACUUUGAA